AUGGCAGCAAUUCAGGGGCAAGGAGAUCAAAAGGAAGAACGCAAGAGAAAAGAAACUAUUCUUGAUUUAUCUAAGUAUUUGGAAAAAAAUAUUCGUGUUAAAUUUGCAGGGGGUCGAGAAGCAGCAGGCCUUCUUAAGGGAUACGAUCCUCUAUUGAAUCUUGUGCUUGACAAUACCACAGAAGUUCUUAGAGAUCCUGAUGAUCCAUAUAAACUGACAGAAGACACCCGAAUGCUGGGACUUGUAGUUUGUAGAGGCACUUCUGUAGUGCUUAUAUGUCCUGUGGAUGGAAUGGAAAGCAUUCCAAAUCCAUUUGUUCAGCAAGAUGGUUAA
Zootermopsis nevadensis is the source of this 333-nucleotide messenger RNA. Lineage: Eukaryota; Metazoa; Arthropoda; Insecta; Blattodea; Termopsidae. The record is from RefSeq and is a predicted model, not a curated record.